Anopheles marshallii is the source of this 5946-nucleotide messenger RNA. It is a transcript of the gene Sbf, whose product is annotated as myotubularin-related protein 13. The transcript has 14 exons. The record is from RefSeq and is a predicted model, not a curated record. Bases 1 to 5946 code for a protein of 1981 amino acids. NCBI's taxonomy places the organism in Eukaryota, Metazoa, Arthropoda, Insecta, Diptera, Culicidae.
AUGUCGCGGCUUGCCGACUACUUCGUCAUCGUUGGAUACGAUCAUGAGAAAGAGCGAACUGGAUCAAGGAGUGGAAAAAUUAUUCAAAGAUUUCCCGAGAAAGACUGGCCCGAUACACCUUUCAUAGAGGGAAUAGAACUGUUCUGCCAACCGCAAGGAUGGUCCCUUUCUACCAUCCGACAGGAGCCACAGUUUUUCGUUUCGGUUCUCACCGAUAUGGACGGCAACCGGCAUUAUUGUGCAUGUCUGUGCUUCAACGAAACCAUCGCCAUCACACCGAGCAAACCGAUCGACGAAGAGGAAGAGGACGACAAUCUAUCACCGUCGGGCGGUGGAACGGGUGGUGGUUUACUGGCAAACAGUGGGCCACCUUCGAUCACCCACCAUAGCAUUAUGUAUGCACCGAAAUGUCUCGUGAUCGUGUCACGAUUGGAGUACAUUGAAGCGUUCCGCAAUUGUCUCGGCACGAUCUACACGGUGUAUUUGGAGAGCCUCAAAUUUCAGCUCCACUAUUUGAUCGGUAGCAUCCUUGGCUGUAUACAGGUUCCACCGCCCGGUGGACCUCCGGUACGUUUUUCGAUCGGUGCGGGCGAUAAACAGAUCCUGCAGCCUCCGAUUUCAAACACACUGCCCGUUACGGGUUCAUGCGUCAGCUUGCUGUUCCAUCAGUUGGGUAUUAAGAACGUAAUGUUGCUGUUUUGUGCCGUCAUGACCGAGCAUAAGAUCCUGUUUCACUCGACCAGCUACACGCGCUUAACCGACAGCUGUCGGGCAUUGACGGCGCUAAUGUACCCCUUCCGGUACAGUCUUGUCUACAUUCCGAUACUGCCUGCAUCGCUGCUGGAAGUACUUACCAUGCCGACAACGUUUAUCAUGGGCAUCCACAGUUCGCUUCGGUCGGAAAUCAGCGAAAUAUUGGACGUGAUCGUUGCCGAUCUCGAUGGAGGAUCAAUACACAUUCCCGAGUCACUCGUACCACCAAUCGCCCGGUUACCGGCUUCGCUUUGGGACUCAACCGAACAUGCUCUGCGGACGGUUUUGCAUCCGGAACUAGCAUUGGCUGAUCUCGCCUUUCCCACAAAUGGGUUCAGUUUUCGCGAGCAAAAGAACGACAUCAUGCUUGAUAAGGAGAUAAGAGCAGUUUUCAUGAGACUUUUCGCGCAACUCCUGCAGGGCUAUCGAUCCUACCUCACACUGAUUCGGAUUAACCCCAAGCCGAUCAUCCAGUUUCAUCGAGCCGGUUUCCUCGGGGCCCGGGAACUAGUGGAUUGUGAAUUUUUGUCGCGUGUGUUGGACAGUAUGUUCUUUACCGGGUUUGUGACGGAACGUGGCCCACCGUGGCGUGCAUGCGACGCAUGGGACGAGCUGUACAGCACAAUGAACGACCUACUGAAAUCCGAAUCGCUAGACUCCUCGCUAGUGCUGGUUCAUAUACAGGAUCUGGCGAAACAGUUGUACACCAACGAGUACCCGAAUCCGCAAUCGUUUCAGCAGAAAAUAUUGCGCCCUCCGGAUGGUGCUUUUGCUAGAAUUCAUCAACCACCGAUGCCGCUGAUUGACGCACAGGAAGUGCAAAAUGUUAUCAACGAUGGGUUGCAGGCGAACGAUUUGCAGUCCCGUAUGCAACCGGUUCGGGUUAAGCUGCGUAUCGUACCGAUGGGACCGUAUUUGAAACCGGCUCCACAAGAAUCGCGCCCCAUCGUGAAUAAUAGUGCGCGCAAGCUAGAGGUGCUGCGAAACUGUAUCAGUUGCAUCUUCGACAAUAAGAUAACGGAAGCACGCAAAAGCUUCCCAGCGGUGCUGCGUAUACUGAAGCAGCGCGAAGCCCGACUUACUAUGUGCCGCGAACUGGCAAAGAUCGGACAGGGCAACAAGCAACUCGAUCACCAGCAGUUUGAUCUCGUGAUCAAGCUGAUGAACCGUGCACUACAAGAUGAUUCGGCGAAGGACGAGUAUGGCGUGGCGGCCGCAUUGCUUCCAUUAUCGUCAUUGUUUUGCCGUAAGCUCUGUACGGGUGUGAUUCAGUUUGCGUACACCUGUAUCCAAGAUCACCCGGUGUGGAAGUCUCAACAGUUUUGGGAGGAUGCGUACUACCAAGAGGUUCAGACGGCGAUCAAAGAACUUUCUCUACUUUCACAAUCCAUUUCGCGCGAUAAACUCGACCGAGCUUCGAUGCUUACGCGGGCUCAAGAACCGUCGGCGCUGGAAAUAGCGGCUGAUCAGAUGGGUAAGUGGGCUACGAUGGAUUCGGUGACACAGAAGGAACUUACGAACAAGGAGGAAAGUACGCUGUACAGCCAUGCCAUUCACUACGCUUACCGGAUGGUGUACCUAUUAAUUCCGCAAGAUGUUGGUGGUGCCGUGGGUCGGGUGCAACGUGACAAGGACGGUCGCCAUCUCGAGGACGAUACGAGCGUGUCGAAUAGCGUGAUCGAAUCGCGCAGCCAUAACAGCGACCACAACAGCGACGAAGGAUUCGAAGAGCACGAUCCCGGUGAAACGGGCAGUGCGGUUACGAAGAUGGUGUGCAAGUUCAUCGAUCGUGUUUGCACCGAGGGUAACGUGACCGCGGAGCACGUGCGCAAUCUACAUCAGAUGGUACCUGGUACGAUACAGAUGCACAUCGAGACGCUCGAGGCGGUUGCACGCGAAGCGAAGCGUAUACCACCGAUUCAGAAACCGAAGUUGCAGUAUCCGGUCUUGCUGCAGGAUGAAAAGAUCAUUGGUGAGCUGCGGGCGUAUUUGUUGGCGGACGGGCGGGAAGAUAAGGAAGGAGGUAGCAGUGGCACGAUGCUCCCGGCAGAGGGAGCUCUAUUCCUAACCAACUACCGUGUGGUGUUCCGAGGAUCGCCUUGCGAUUCGUACUCUUGCGAGCAGAGCGUAGUCCGGGCGUUCCCCAUUUCAUCGCUUACAAAAGAAAAACGAUUGACGGUGAUAUACCUGCAGCAUCUCGAGCAGGUGCUGCCAGAAGGAAUGCAGCUGCGAUCUUGCACCUUCCAGCUAAUUAAAGUCGCUUUCGAUGAGGAAGUACCGCAGGAGCAGGUGGACGCAUUUCGGAAAGCCGUGCAUAAGAUACGUCACCCGGAAGACGAGUUUGGACAUUUUGCGUUUGCCACGCACGGUUUGGCGCAUCCCGCCCUUUUGCCGGGUCAUAAAGUGAAGGAAAAAAAUGCCACACUGAAGGACUUUGCGAAGAAAACAUUAUUGCGUACGGCAAAGAAGGCAGGCUUCAAACAAAAGACAGGCGCUACGAAACGGAAAUAUAUACUGCCAGGUGCGGUUGAUUAUGACGAUGCAUACGGUGGUGGUGGAAUGAACGAGAACAACAACAACAACGACGAUGAUGACGUCUCCGACGAUGGUACGGAUACACUGCCACGUGUUCACGUAAAGGACGUGGAACGGUUGAAAGAGCGAAGCUAUGUUCGUGACUGGUUACGGCUGGGGUUGGGCGAUGUACAGACGACAGGGUAUCGUAUUUCUCCCGUAAAUAGCAACUACAGUAUCUGUCGAACGUACCCGGCAAUGAUAGUUUGCCCGAAGGAAGUGUCGGAUGAUUCGCUUCGAUGUAUGGCACGAUGCUACAAACAGCACCGUAUACCGGUGGCGACGUGGCGACAUCGUAAUGGGGCCACGCUGUUGCGUGGUGCCGUGCCACAAGCAAAGGGCGUGAUGGGGAUGCUUAAAGGGCAUCCAGGUUCAGCGAAUACAUCCACUGAUAGUACAAGCUUCCAGGAGCAAGAUCGAUACUUCGUACAGGUGAUCAAAAUGACACCACAUACGCGCACGAUUCGGCAUCAAGCGUGGGGUGGACUGUCUGACUCCAAUAUUUCACUUGAUUCGCUCGCCCUGGCUGCGAACAAUCUGCCGCGAUCGGAUAUUUCUACCCUAACGCCUGAUGUUGGCCGCAAGCAGCAACAUCACUCGCACCAUGAUGGUGGAAACAGCAGUGGUCACGGUGGCCCUGGUGGUGCUGGACAAGGAGGGCAACAGGCACAUUACGCAUUCCAGCGCGUACCGCUAUACUUUCUGGGCGAGAAAUCGCAAUCCAAGUCAGCGAAGUUAUCGGAAAUGUAUGCAGAAUUCAUUCCGGUCGAUUACACUGACGUGCGACAUUCCCGAACUGCCUUCAAGAAACUAAUGCGAGCCUGUCUACCGUCAUGUGAUACGAACGAGCCGGACCAAACAUUCGCGAAACUGGUUGAACAGUCGGAUUGGUUGCAACAGAUUCGUGGCCUACUGCAGUUAUCGGGAGCCGUUGUUGAUCUGAUGGAUUUACAGGAAUCCAGCGUAACACUGGCACUCGAAGACGGUUGGGACGUAUCGGCGCAAAUAUCAUCCCUAGCGCAGCUAUGUCUCGAUCCGUACUACCGCACGAUUGAGGGCUUCCGAGUGUUGAUCGAGAAGGAGUGGCUUGCGUUCGGCCACAGGUUUGGUCACCGAAGCAAUCUGAAGCCGAAUUCAAGCUCCGGUUCACCGUUUGCACCAACGUUUUUGCAGUUUUUGGAUGCGGUGCAUCAGAUACAGCUUCAAUUUCCUCUCGCAUUCGAGUUCAAUGAGUUCUAUUUAAGGUUUCUGGCGUACCAUCAUGUGUCUUGCCGGUUUCGAACAUUCCUGUUCGAUUGCGAGCUGGAGAGGGUUGAUUUUGGCAUAACUGCGAUUGACGAUAAGCGGGGCUCGCUCAACUCACAUCACAAACACGUCGUAGAAGCGCUUACGAUUUCCGAUGACGAUAAUCUGAUCUAUCACGGCAUGGUAAUGGGUGGUGGUAGAAACACAAACACGCAAAAGUUUGGUCCCUCGCUCUUUGACUACAUUGAGCGGCAGCACGCAAAAUCCCCAAUGUUCUACAACUUUAUGUACACCCCCGAUCCGGAACGCACAGUGCUGCGGCCGCAGAGUUCCAUUUCGGUGUUGGAGAUUUGGUCGUACUAUCUAGGCGAGGAACUCGCCCAAGGACCACCGUACGAUCCCGAGCUGGUCGGUAGUGAUAAUAUGGAGGACGACUGUGCUCUAAUGCUACGACAGCCAAGACGGCGUGUAGUGACCGUUAAUUAUGAUAGUUUGAGCCGUUACGAAGCGGACGCGUUCACAAAGUUGCUGGAUGAGUUGAAAACGGCCGAGGCUGAGCGGGGCUUAUUGCCGCAAAAGUGGCGCCAGGUGUGGGAUAAACUGGAACCACCGCACUCAGAUUCACUGACCCGGCAUGCAUCGUUCAGCAGUGCUUUGGUCCGUUCGCAUGGUCGAUUGUUACACAAAAGAUCCACGCUGGAAAUUCUAAUGCGCGGUCGACAGGCUGGAUUUCAUCAGGAGAAUUUCUUGCAUCCACAUCGCUUUGAAAAGCACGUUUAUUCGGCACCGGUCAAUUGCAAUCACUGUGGUAACGUUCUCUGGGGUCCUCUACUGAACGGUUUAAGAUGCGUUGAUUGUGGAAACACCUAUCACGAGAAGUGUGCGGAAUCGGUUCCGAAGAAUUGUACCAAAUACAAAGCAGUCGAAGGUGGCAAUCAACCGACGCUACCACGAACGCAGGGCGAUAAUAAUAGUGUAACGUCUAGUGUAAACACGACAAAUACCAACAGUCAGCAUUAUUACGAACAGUAUGAUAGCAAGGUUGCUGACGAUCGUACACACGAAGGCUACCUCUACAAACGCGGCGCAAUCUUAAAGAACUGGAAGCAACGUUGGUUUGUGUUGGACUCGCACAAGCAUCAGCUGCGGUACUAUGACACGACGGAUGAUUGCAGCUGCAAGGGCUACAUUGAACUGGCUGAAGUACAAUCGGUCGCACAAGCACCUCCCCAAACAGCACCAGCUCCUUCGAAGAAGUUUGAUGAUCGAGCAUUUUUCGAUCUCAAAACUAGCCGACGAACGUAUAAUUUCUACGCCCAGGAAGCAUCCAGUGCCCAGGAGUGGAUCGAGAAAAUCCAGGCUUGUCUGCAGUAG